Messenger RNA from Neoarius graeffei (lesser salmon catfish), 2088 nucleotides. RefSeq names its product 5-hydroxytryptamine (serotonin) receptor 1Fa (gene htr1fa). The coding region runs from base 287 to 1411 and encodes 374 amino acids. Gene Ontology annotation, biological process: adenylate cyclase-activating adrenergic receptor signaling pathway. Gene Ontology annotation, cellular component: plasma membrane. The transcript is spliced from 2 exons. Gene Ontology annotation, molecular function: G protein-coupled serotonin receptor activity. Lineage: Eukaryota; Metazoa; Chordata; Actinopteri; Siluriformes; Ariidae. The record is from RefSeq and is a predicted model, not a curated record.
CCUGUUCACACAAGGCAUUGUGGGAUACAAAUUUGAAACAGGAGAGGAAAAUGGAAGACGUGAAUGAAAUGUGAAAGACUGACUACAGUAAUGGAAAGCGAGAAGACGUUAUGUUGAGAAGGAAAGGAAACGCAGGACCAAACUACUAAAUAUCGGCGGUCAGUGAGCGCCUUGGUGUGAUCAGCUGUUCGUUUAGCAACAGAAUGAUAUAAUUGUCAGUGCACAGUCAAGGUAAACCUGUCCAUGGCAGUAAUGCAACACUGAAGAAGACGACGACAACUCAGGUAUGGAUCCAAACACCACCAAUCCAAAUGGCACAGGUGUGGCUAAUUUUACAGACGGGCUUGGUAGAAGUCCUGCAGGCAUGAUCCUUCUCUCUCUCACUCUGUCUCUGCUGGCUGUACUAACCACAGCAAUCAACUCCUUAGUCAUCACUGCCAUCACUGUCACUCGCAAACUUCACCACCCCGCUAACUACCUUAUUUGCUCUCUGGCUGUGACGGACCUGCUGGUGGCCAUCCUGGUCAUGCCUUUUAGCAUCGUCUACAUUGUGCAAGAGACAUGGGUCAUGGGUGAGGUAAUGUGCACCAUCUGGCUCAAUGUUGACAUCACCUGCUGCACAUGCUCUAUUUUGCAUUUGGCAGCUAUUGCUGUGGAUCGUUAUUGCGCCAUCACAGAUGCCGUGGAGUACUCCAGGAAGAGGACGUCUCUUCGGGCUGUUGUCACAAUCAGUGUUGUUUGGCUCCUGUCCAUUCUCAUAUCUCUACCUCCAAUGCUUUGGAGACACUUCAAACAAGGAGAAAAGCAGGAGAACGAAUGUCUCAUAAGACAUGAAAACAUUGCUUUUGCCCUUUACUCCACAUUUGGGGCCUUCUACGUCCCACUUAUACUCAUCCUUAUCCUUUACUAUAAAAUAUACCAAGCAGCUAAAAUUAUUUACCACAAAAGAAGGCCCAGCCCCAUGAACAAGCUUGAGAUAAAUGGACACAAGAUCCCUAUGUGCGCUGACAGAGAACAGCAGAGUCAUAAUGCACUCACCCUACCAGAGAAGUCAAUGUCAGAACCCUCUACAGAGAGCAACAAGAAACACAGCCCUGCCACAAGCCCAAAUUUUCAGCCUCGCCAUGAGAUGUCGAUCAAAAGACAACGGAUUUCAGGGGCACGUGAAAGAAAGGCAGCCAUGACCCUGGGCCUCAUUCUUGGGGCAUUUGUCAUCUGUUGGCUGCCAUUCUUCAUUCAGGAAGUGAUUAUUAGCAUAUGCAGCAACUGCACCCCCUCCAAUGAAAUGGCUACAUUUCUGACCUGGCUAGGAUACCUUAACUCACUAAUCAACCCACUCAUUUAUACCAUCUUUAAUGAGGACUUCAAGAAAGCAUUUCAUAAAUUGAUCAAAUGCCGAAAUGAACUGUGAUACAGAAAAAUGGAAUGUCAUUGCUUUCAUUGAAAAUGUUAAAUAUUGAUGUGAAAUUUUGAAAAUGGGAGAGAAAAUGAAUACUUCUAUAAUGCAGGUGAAUAUUUAAAAGUGAUGACCUUUGUUUGUCUGUAAAAAUACACACAUUGCCCAUCAAAAGUUUGGAGACACCUUGCUGUUUUCAAGUGAAUUUUGACUUUAAAUGCUCCCAAAAAACUUUAAAACUGUGCAGGAGAAACCUGUGCAGGAGCAGUCACCCAACCUUUGCCCAGGAUGUUCUGUGAUGAGUCAGACUGAAAGGUUUGAGAGACAGAGGUGUUCACUGGCAUGUUCUACAAGUGGUACAAGCUCUCUAAGUAACGUGUAUUAAAUGUGUCCAUAGUUUGUAUGAAGAAAGUGUAACUGUUUUUACUGCUGAGAUUUUUAAAUGAACAUAUACAUUUAUUCUCUUUUAUAUACACAUUCACAUACAUUAUAGCCAAAAGUUUGUCGAUACCUGACCAUCACAGUCAUUUGUGCACCUUCUCCAAACUGUUCCCAUAAAGACCCCAAACACUGAAGUAUGCUAUUACCAGUCGAUUUAAUUUGUAUAUGUCACAAACAUCGUACAUGUAAGCUGGUGUAUGAAAAUAAGUCAUCUUAUGGGAUUAUAAUAAUCAUAAAUGUUAAAGAAAAAA